AUGGAAUGGGCAUCCCUUCCAUUUCCAUUAUGCUUCAUGAGCUGAUCAAACUGCUGCACCACGCAAAAUGCCGGGACGUUACUAUUAUACGCAUCGGUACUUCUGGGGGCUUAGGGAUCGAGGCUGGGUCUGUUGUGAUCACCGACACGGCCGUGGACUCCUCCUUCCGGCCACGUUUUGAGCAGGUGGUGCUGGGCGAUGUGGUGGUGCGGAGCACCGAGCUGGACAAGGACCUUGCGGAGGAGCUGCUCGCCUGCAGCAGGGACAUCCCCGACUUCCCCACGCUCAUUGGCCACACCAUGUGCACCUACGACUUCUACGAAGGUCAGGGGAGAUUAGAUGGUGCAUUAUGCUCUUUUUCCAGUGAAAAAAAGUUGGAGUACUUAAGGAGGGCGUAUGAGGCCGGUGUGAGGAAUAUUGAGAUGGAGUCCAGUGCAUUCGCUGCCCUGUGUAGACUGUGUGGCCU
Molecule: messenger RNA, 466 nt
Organism: Zonotrichia albicollis (white-throated sparrow)
Lineage: Eukaryota; Metazoa; Chordata; Aves; Passeriformes; Passerellidae
Source: RefSeq, a predicted model, not a curated record